AUUUAUAUGAAAUAUUGAAAACAGGUAAAUUCAUAUAGAAACAGAAAGUAGAUUAGAGGUCGUCAAGGACUAUGUGAGAGGGAGAAGUUAUUGAUUAAUGGGGUUUCAGUUUGGAGUGAAGGAAGAGUUUAAAACAGCGAUGACUGAACAACAUGUGAUUGAAUUGUGCACUUAAAAAUAGUUAAAAUGGCCUGUUUCAUUUAUGUUUUACCACAGUAAAAUAAGAUAUACACAGUGAUUCAGUUCGGUCAUUAAAAUAUUCAACUAUUUCAUUUUUUAAAAAAUAAUAAUAAGGGAUUAAUUCUGAGCAAGACAGGGAAACUUCCUCCAUCUUUCUGUGCUCGGGGGCCUACGUAAAGAUGUGUGCAGAUACAGCAAAGAUUGCCCUUGUCCUCGGGGACAUUAAGAGAGUUCCUGACAGUCUCUUUUCCUUUGCUAAAUGAGAGGCAAGCUCCUCUGCUUGGAGUAGAGGUUUAGUGAGGGCCUAGAACACAGCAGGGAAGGUCAGGAACGCCCCCUAGGGGAAGGGGAGAGGCAGCUGACCAUGGGCAAACAGCAGGGCCGCUGAGGUAGCCUAUUGACGGGGCCAACAUCGUACACUGCGUGUGUGUAGUGUUUCAUUUUCAUGGCUUCUUGAAUUGUUUCCCCUCCAUAGAGUCAGAGAAGCUGGAUGGCGGGGCUGCUGUGGGUGAGGUGUUCGUGGCCUGGGCACGGACGAAGGCUCAUAGCCUGAGAGGGCAGUUUGAGAGGGCAUGUGAAAGACUGUCCCCGGGGCCAACCAGGGGGGCUGACUUGGAACAGAAGAGGAGUCUGAAGGGGACACAUAACCCUGGAGACAGUGGAAUUGAAAUGAAAAAGUGGGUCUGAAAGGGAGUGAGGAGUGAGAGAGAGAAUAGCAUAGGGGACUUGCAGUGUUGCAGAAAUAGGACUCUUCUGGUUGAUAACAUAAGAGUAGGUAUUAAAAAUGAAGGGGAGGUGGCAGAAAGGGUUGGUGUAUUAGAGUAGACAAACUGCUGUCACAGGUAGAUGAAAACAUGUAUAAUGGCUUGGGUACUGUGGAAGUUUAUUUCUUACUCAUAUAAAAAGCCCAGGUGGUGGGUGGGGAUGUUCUGCUUCACUGCCACUGAAGGACCAGGCUGAUAGAGGCUCUGCCUCUUCCUCCGGAAGCUUUCGAGGUCAUCUGGGCACUGGCAUCCAGUUGAUGAAAGGGUACAGAGCCCGGAGGAGCACAUACGGGCCCGACCUGAGAAGGGCGCACACCAUCCCUUCACAUGUCAUUGGCCAGAACGUGGUCACACGGACACGCCAAACUGCAAGGAAGCCUAGGGAAUGUGUAGUUGUGUGUCCUGCAAAACGAGUGACCAGCAGCCCUUGCUGCACUCAAGCUUUAAAGCCUUUUUAACAAGCAUUUGCUGUGAUGAUGUUCCUAGUUAGUUUUGUUCUUAAGGCCAGAAAUAAGAUUUCAGAAAGGCUGAUUUUAAAAGGUCACCUGGAGUGAAGAAGCCUUACCUGCCCAUAUGCGAGAAGCCUUCACUUCUCAUUCUGCUUCUUAAAUCUUCUUUUAAACCUACACAGACAUCUUUUCACCCAGUUUCCUCAUCUGAUGAAGUGAGUUAAAUUCUUCUUCCUUCAUCAGAAAUGUGUGCAAGAUUUUUUUUAAUAGAUCCCUCUAUCACCCACUUUAUCACCCAGCCGCAAAUAUUAAAUAACACAGGGAGACACCCAGUAAGUCACUGAAGGCAUUAGGCCUCACAAUGAGCCAAAAUGGAUUUUGUGCCUGAUUUAAGUGCAAGAUCCAUUUUGCUUCUGUUACUUUAAUGAAUGAGGUAAAGACUUCGUUUUGAGCUACACAAAUAAUUUCUGUUAACAAGCUGCUAAGUGUUGCUUUUAAACUAGGUGAAGUGUCUCCAAUAUGUAUAUUGUCCAUCCCAAAUUUGCCACCAAUAGGAAUGCAAGGCAGACAGCAGGAGCUGAGCCGUUGGCUCACGUCGAUCUCACAGUCACUCCAGAGGGUGGGGUGGGGGCCGGGACAUCAUAGGGGACACCUGCCCCAGACAGGAAGUUCUCUCCCAGGAGACUUUGUCCUGAGAACCAUGUCGUAGUAAGAUUCCACUGGCCUUGGUGUGGACGUCAGUAGUUCACCAUUUUCCUUUCCAAAGUUAUAUGGAAAUUCUUUGGAAAAUAAAUUCUGGGACUUGGUGAGGGAAGGUCCUUUAAAGAAAUAUGGUGAAUUACGACAAAGUAGUAGGGGUGCCUCAGAUUGCUUCCCCCUCUGAUAUUAAGAGGGCUUAUCACCAGUUAGCCCUUCAGGUACACCCAGACAAGAGCCCAGAUAACAAGGAGGAGGCUGAGGAGAAAUUCAAGCAAGUUGCAGAAGCCUGUGGACAAGCCUCUGAUGCCAAAACACACGGCAACUAUGACAAGUCCAGAGAGAACUGCAUCAAAAGGGGGCACAGAGGAGAUGGCAGAAGACCCAACCUGUCUGAAGAACUGUGGUCUGAGAGGCUACACUGUAGCUUUCAAAAUGCCUUUGAAAGUGAAGACUUCUCAGGAGAUUGUUUUUCCACCAGCCGUUUGGGCAGGGCCAGGAGCUUCUGCUGCUCCUUCUUCGAUGUGACCUCCAUACUGGACACAGGAUUUUCCACUUUUGUAUCCCUGGGCGCCAAACCAAGUCCCUGUUCCUUUGGGAUGUUUGCACCCUUUGUAAGCAGCGGAAUGGGAAACUUCAGACUGGUCACCACUUGUACUCAGAUAGUGAAUGGCAAGAGAGUUGUUAGAGAGAAAGUCCUAGAUAAUGUUAAGGGGAAGAGUGAAGUAGAAAAAGAAUGCCCAUCUCAUCAGAUCCUUCCACAUCACUGGUAAGGAGUUGCUAUGCUCUUUCACAAGGAGACUUGCCUGUAAGGCUGGUAAGUCUGACACUUAUCAAGGACAGACUGGAAUCUGUGAGUAUGCUGAACUGGAAUGGACAGCAGUCAGCUUAGUCCAAAGCUCUCGUCUCACAGAAGAAGGGAUGGGCCAGAUGUUACACAAGGAGCUAGGAAGCAGCAGAGUUUGGCUUCCAGCCUGUAUCCUCUGAUUCUACAUCGAGCCUUCUGUUCCCCUGCACUAUAUUUGGGACAGUAGUGACCACCGCCCAGAUGCCAUCAGAGUCAGUUCUCUACCAUCAUAAAUCCCACUGACUUCUUCCCAACUGUUUUCCUGCUGGUUAGUUACCUUGCUGAUAUCCAGUUGCCUCUUUCUUAAUGGCCUGUCUUCUCUCUUCCUAGCCUCUUUUUCUCUGCUUCUCUUUCCACCUCUUCUUCUUUCCUCCCAUUUCCAGGGGACCAUAUCACAUUAGGCUCCAGGGAAAGAGGUGCCUCAGUGUAGGUUACUGUUGGCGCAAAAAGUGAAAAGUAAAUGGCUUAAGAUUUUUUUAUGUACUUUUUUAAAUAGCUAUCAUUUAUUGAGUGGUCAGGAGAUGUUAGGAAUUCUACUUCAGUUGUGUUAUCUCAGUAGUCCUGUAAGCAGUGAAAUAUAGUAGCUGCUCUCCUCUAUCAUAUAGAUAAAGAUAUGAGGCUUAGAAAGAUUACAUAACUUGCACCAAGCCCCACCAAAUAAGCAAUAAAAUAGUGUCUGACUCUGAAACACAAGCUUAUCUACUGAGCUAUAAUAUCUGUGGAUCCUAUUCAUUUAUUUUUAGAUCUAGGGUCUUGCCUCUCACUGGAAAUUUACACCUGGCAUCUCUAAACCUUACUUCCAUGCAUGAGUACUUGCUGGAACUUAAGAAUAUGCAAACAUUUUUAAUGUUAUUGCCCAACAGAUACUUGGUCACUCUUACAAUAAGACAAAAGAUGGAGCAAUGUAAAAAGUUUUGCUGAAACUAACGAGUGAUUGUCCCUUAACACAAAAAUGUAAACUGAAUCCCAAGAUGUGUACUAGUUUUUUGUUUGGGCUUUAAUUAUGAUUUACAUGCAAAAUCAUGGGAUUUUUGUUUGUUUGUUUGUUUAAUUGGAUCUGACCACACUCCAACCCCUUUUUUUAUACUUAUGAACAUAAGUAUAACGGGGGACCAGAAAAGUGAUUCCCUGUGGAAAACUACUGGUGGAGUCUGCAUUUGGUCCUCUGUCUUCCAAUUUCCAGUCUCCUGCUGAGUCUAGUACAGCAUGCUGACAGGCAAAAUUUGGAUUUCUUUUGCAUCGCAGUCUUUUAUGGAAGUUAUAUAACAAAUGAUUGGCAUUCUUAAUCAAGGAACUUUCCUGUGUUUGCAAUUUUUAUGAGACGAAUGUUUUAUGUAGCCUUUGAACUUUUUUAAUCUCAGUGAAUUUUCUGAAACAGGAAUAUGCCUGUAUUCCUCUGGCAAAGGGUAGCAUUCGGGCAGGGAGCACACUUCUAGAAAGGAAGCAGAAGGCAGAUUUGGAAUUGGACACAUCCCACUUCUUUCAAAGCCUCUACAUUUCCACACAGUAGUCUUUGCGAACUUCUUAUAUGUCAGGCAGUGUGCUAGGUGCCUUAUAUUUCUAAUAUCCAAAAUCCUUUAGGGGUUUAUUUCUAUUUUACAAGUAAGGAAACUGAGGCUUAGGGAAGUUAAGUCUCUUACCUGGGUCACACAGUAAGUUGUAGAGAUAGGGUUCAGACUGCAGCUUGCUCGACCUAGAAGUUCACGUUUCCACUAUCCUGUAUUAUGUAUCAUCUGAAGGGCUAUCAUCUUGGUUAAAGAGGAAAGCUUUGUUAUAUGUGUGAAUUAUGUUCAUUUCAAAAUUUUUUAAAUGAGCUCUUCUAGAUGGAGCUUCCGUUGCCCCAGCCUAGUCUGAGGUGAACAGUAGUGUGGCCAUGAACCAAGGAAAAUCAGAUUGGAGCAUAAAACAUAAUUUUCCAUUUGUCUUAGAUAAAAUCCAAAUUUCAGCAUUUUUCACAGACAUACUUGAUUUUGGUAGAAAUGCUGAGUUGUAGAAGGAUUUUCUGCCGGCAAAGAUUAAAAAAAAUUUCACUCUCAGUUAGCCAAGGAAGUUUUUUUGUUGUAUAAAAAUGAAAGCAGCUUUUCCUGAUGCCUGUUUAAA
Messenger RNA from Manis javanica (Malayan pangolin), 5036 nucleotides. Lineage: Eukaryota; Metazoa; Chordata; Mammalia; Pholidota; Manidae. The record is from RefSeq and is a predicted model, not a curated record.